AAAUUGAAACUGCUAUAUGAGAGAGAGAAAUUAAAAGAGUUCAUUCAAUACUUCUUGUUUGUUUCCUCUUCAGCACUUGUUUAUAUGUUCAAUCACCCACCACCCUCAACGAUCACACCUUUCAAGCAAGAAAUUCUCAUAUUUCCAAAAUGGAAUUUCAGAAGCAUCAUGAGGAAGCUGAGCUUGGGCUGCCCACAGCAGUAGCAGCAACGAGCUAUGAAGAGUUUGGAAUGCCACUGAAUCACGGCGAACAAGAGCCAGUGGUGGAAGUGGUACCAAUGGCGGUGCCAAUGGCGGUUCCAGUGGCACCACCCACCAACAUUGUGGCCCAAAACAGUGGCAAGGGAAAGUACCAAGAAUGCCUCAAGAACCAUGGUGUCUCAAUCGGUAAACACAUUAUCGACGGCUGCAUCGAGUUCCUGCCGGGGGGUGAGGAGGGCACCCUGGAAGCGCUAAAAUGCGUUGUGUGCAGCUGCCACCGAAACUUCCAUCGUAAGGAGACCCACGACACCUACUCAGUGCCCUUCCACCACCACCACCCACCGCUGCAACCCCCAGUGCCAUUUGCAGCUUACUAUCGUGCCCCGCCGGGGUACCCACACAUGACGGGGCACCAACGUGCCAUGCUGGCACACCCGUCCUUGUCAGGAGGAGGUGGGCCCCAGCCCCCCUUGGAAGACCUGGAGGACUCAGACCCUACGAGUGGUGCCACCACUCAUGAUGGGUCUGGGUCGAGCAGCAAAAAACGCUUCAGGACCAAAUUUACCCAGCAUCAGAAAGACAAGAUGUUGGUCUUCGCUGAGAAACUCGGGUGGAGGAUGCAAAAGAAUGAUGACAGCGUCGUGCAAGAGUUUUGCUCCGAAAUCGGUGUUCAACGUCAUGUGCUAAAGGUGUGGAUGCAUAAUAACAAGCACACCUUAGGUAAGAAGCCCUAGAGGCUAGAAGGAAAAAAUAAAUCCACCCAUUUUCACUCUUUCUCUUUCUCUCUCUCUCUCGCUAUAAAUAUAUAUGCUUCUAUGUUUUUAGUUACCAUAACAAUAAUAACAACCAUCAUUCCAAGCUAGAAGCUCAACGUUGAAGCCUGGGAGAUUGCGUUGCUGAAUGUCUAAUAAGUCUGCUCAUGCUAGCUGGUCAAGACAUUAGUUCUUAGGGUUUUUUUCUCUUUAUGCUCACCUUGUUUAAUUUUAAUUUCUUAGGACAUGGGAGAAGGGUGGGGGUAUUUUCGGUAAUCCAUUUGGUUAUGUUGGUUGGUAUAAUGUUUGAGGAUCCAUGAUUCUAAUUCCAACAACAUUGUUGUUGGUGAACUGGUUUACUUGGUUCUGAAUAUCAAUCGACGGUGUUUGUUUUUCUUA
Messenger RNA from Glycine soja, 1352 nucleotides. Its product is annotated as zinc-finger homeodomain protein 2-like. Bases 150 to 935 code for a protein of 261 amino acids. The record is from RefSeq and is a predicted model, not a curated record. Gene Ontology annotation, cellular component: nucleus. The transcript has a single exon. Lineage: Eukaryota; Viridiplantae; Streptophyta; Magnoliopsida; Fabales; Fabaceae. Gene Ontology annotation, biological process: regulation of developmental process; regulation of DNA-templated transcription. Gene Ontology annotation, molecular function: transcription cis-regulatory region binding; DNA-binding transcription factor activity.